Molecule: messenger RNA, 2217 nt
Organism: Suncus etruscus (white-toothed pygmy shrew)
Lineage: Eukaryota; Metazoa; Chordata; Mammalia; Eulipotyphla; Soricidae
Product: disintegrin and metalloproteinase domain-containing protein 20-like
Exons: 2
Coding region: 1-2217 (738 amino acids)
Biological process (GO): proteolysis; male gonad development
Cellular component (GO): plasma membrane; sperm head plasma membrane; external side of plasma membrane
Molecular function (GO): metalloendopeptidase activity
Source: RefSeq, a predicted model, not a curated record
AUGCAGCUGCUGCUGCUCUGGCUAGAGGUGCUAAUUUUUCACAGUGAAUGUUCACGAGUUUUACACUCUCAAGAGAAAGGUAGACCAGAAGUAAUGAUACCCUUGAAGAUAACAGACUCUGACAGUAGCAAGAAGUCUUCAGAGUGGGUCUCUUACAGCAUGAAGCUUGAUGGCCUUAGAGAAGUUGUCCACAUAAAAGUCAUUAAACAUUUGUUGGCCAGGAAUAUGCCAGUGUUCACCUACACUGAUCAGGGUACUCUCCAUCAGGAACAUCCUUUCAUCCAGAGCAACUGCUACUAUUAUGGUUACGUGGAAGCGGACCCAUUUUCUCAUGUUUCCCUCGAUACCUGUUUUGGGGGAUUUCAAGGAAUUUUACAGAAAAGCAACACUGUUUAUAAAAUCGAGCCAAAGUUAAAUUCAACCACAUUUGAACAUCUGGUAUACAAACUGGUCAGUGAGAAGAAAGAGUUCCCAGCCAGGAGAUUUGGAUUAACAGAUGAAGAAUCUCAAUGGGAAUUCAAGAUUAAAAGUAAUGACCAAUUAAUCACUUCUGAGCAGAGUCAAACUAUGGGCUGGUGGACCCACAAACGAUAUUUUAAAUUAGCAUCUGUAGUUGGUCAUUUAUUGUAUCGUGACUAUCAAUCUAAUAUCACUUUGACAAUUUCUUUAGUAAUGUCUUUAUUGAGCAAAGUAAGUAGAAAUUAUAUGCAAUUUGAUUUAACAGUAAUUUUAAUGGGCAUUGAAAUCUGGACUGACAAACUUCAUAUAUUAUAUAGCUCAAACCAAGCGGAAAUUAUACAUUCAUUUGAACUGUGGAAGAAACGAAAUUUUAACCAACUCAUUUUACAUAAUGUAGCAGUAUUAAUUUACCGUGCAGAGAACCAGAAAUAUGAAGGCUAUGCUUAUCCAGGGACUGCAUGUAGAAGCUUCUGGAAUUCAGCUAUACUUUGUGUUAAAAAAGAUAAUACCAUCGAUUAUACUGCAUUUAUAUUAACAAGAGUAAUUGCUACUACUCUUGAUAUUAAUAUCGAUACUGAGAACUGUGCAUGUGGGCUAUUAGGCGAUUGGUGUAUUAUGAAUGAUGGAAACAUAUUCUCAAUUAUCUUCAGUAACUGCAGCUACAGUGAUUAUUAUAAGGCAUAUCUAAAUUGCCUGUCAAUUCCACCACCUAGAGAGGAAAUUGCAGUACUGAAAGCCUGUGGGAAUGGUAAGGUUGAAGAAGGAGAAGAUUGUGACUGUGGCACGAUUAGUUCCUGUGCAAAUGAUACAUGUUGUGAGACAAAUUGCAAAAUGGCACCGGAGGCUGUUUGUGCUUUUGGACUUUGUUGCAGGAAAUGUAAUUUUUUGCCAGCAGGAACAUUGUGUAGAAAAGAGGAAAAUGAAUGCGAUCUUCCAGAAUGGUGCAAUGGAACCUACCAUGAGUGUCCUGAGGAUGUUUAUGUGCAGGGUGGGCUCUCAUGCAAAGGCGGUGGAUUUUGUUAUGGAAAGAGAUGCAACAACCGUGAAGAACAAUGCAGAGGCAUUUUUGGAAACCAAGCUAAGAGUGCAAGUCUUACUUGCUACAUAGACGUCAAUAGUAAAGGUGACCGCUUUGGUAAUUGCGGUUUUAAUACUACUUUUUAUAAGCCAUGCCCUCUAAAGGAUUCUCUGUGUGGAAGGAUUCAGUGUGAGAAUAUAGAGACAAUUCCUUUUCUGCAAAAUCACCUUACCUUUAUUUCAACUAAUAUUAAUGGUCUCCAUUGCUGGGGUGUUGACUACCAUUAUGGGGCAUACACACCUGAUGUUGGUGAAGUAGUAGAAGGUACUGAAUGUGGAGAAAAUCAUAUUUGUGUUGAACGACACUGUGUCCAUAUCUCAUACUUCACAACACAUUGUGAUCCUAUGAAAUGCAAUAUGCAUGGAAUCUGCAACAAUCGACAUCACUGCCACUGCAAUCCUGCUUGGGGACCACCCUAUUGCUAUGAAAUGGGUGUGGGAGGAAGUAUUGACAGUGGCCCACCACCUGCAAGUUAUUUUCCUGAGGCUCAAAACUCAACUCUAUUUGAAGUUUUACCCACUGAUUUUUAUCUUCUUCUGCAAUUGCGUUUUAUGAAUGGGGCGCUCUGGGGAGCUUUGGAUCUGGGGCUGCUGCCUCGACAUCCUCAGCCAGAGGGGCUGUGGGAGCUCCAGCAGCGAGCUAGAGCUAGCGGGGGGAGGGGUGUCCGCCCUGCUAGCUGA